UAUCUCUGUAAAAAGCAACAACCUUUAUUUUAACAUAAUAUAAUGACACCCCUUUUAAGCUGUAUAGAACCUUCUUCUUCUUCUCUGCUACGACCAAUUGAAUGCAUUCGUUUAGUCAAUCAAUCAUUACUCUUCUUCAGAACUCCAUAUCAUCGUCAUCCACAUCUCUCCCACCAUUUUAAUUCCACUCAAUUCCCAUCUGGGUUCGUUCAAAAUGGUCGCAUUUGUUAUCAAACACCUACAAUUUGUCACCUUUUUGUUACAAAUAGCACGCCUCUGAUUCUUCUCUGAACCCCUUUUUGGGAAAAAGAAAAAGGGCAAUUCUACUUUUUAAUAAUAUUAUUAUUAUUGUUGGUAUUGUUAUUGUUGCGAUUAAGAGGGAACUGUUUCAAAUUCGAACGUAUUGAUUUAUAUAAAAGGGAAAAAGAGUGGCGAAAACCGUGAAAUGGAGAAAUUAGAGGAUUUUGAAGAAGGGUUUGAGUCUUCAACAGUUUCUUCAUUGGAUCAAGGAGCAGUUGAUGAUGACCAUGAUCAUGAACACGAUCAAUCACCCACGAUAAAUUCGACACUCAGUGGUCGUUCGUUUGCGUACUAUAGAACUAACUCAGAGACUUCAGCUUUCUCUGAGCAGUUAACGGAUGAUCUUAACAGCUGUUCGUCGGAGACGCAGUCUCCGGUUUGCUGGCCGGCUGCCGGGAGAUCCCCUUACCGGCCCGCCCUGUCAAGAUUUGGAGUAAAGAAACCGACUCACACAUUUGAAACUGAAAAAGAUAAGCUUGAGAGUCAUGAACCUAUGGAUUUGGAGCUCGAAAUGAUGAAAGAAAGAUUCGCUAAACUUUUAUUGGGAGAAGACAUGUCUGGCAGCGGCAAAGGAGUUUCUACUGCGGUUACUGUUUCUAACGCCAUUACAAAUCUUUACGCUUCUAUGUUUGGCCAACAUCAAAAGUUAGAGCCGUUGCAUCCCGAGAAGAAGAUGAUGUGGAAACGGGAGAUGAACUGCUUACUCUCGGUUUGUGAUUACAUCGUUGAAUUUAUACCAACGUCGCAUAGUUUACAGAACGGAAAAGCCAUGGAGGUGAUGUCUAGCCGACCAAGAUCGGAUAUUUAUAUCAACCUUCCAGCGCUAAAGAAGCUCGACGCGCUCCUGUUGGAAAUAUUGGAUAGCUUCAAAGAGACAGAAUUUUGGUAUGUGGAGCAAGGAAACAUGUCGGGAAAUUCAAGAUCGGGGUCAUUUCGAAAAAUUCCUCUGCCUCAGAGAAAAGACGAGAAAUGGUGGUUGCCCAUUCCUUGCGUGAGCCCCGAAGGACUCUCGGAAAAAGCCCGAAAGCAUUUGAGACAAAAACGUGACUCCGCUAAUCAAAUCCACAAAGCAGCAAUGGCCAUCAAUAGCAGCAUUUUAGCAGAAAUGGAAAUUCCUCAUACAUACAUCACUUCUCUUCCUAAGUGUGGACGAACAAGUGUGGGGGAUACAAUAUACCGAUAUAUGACUUCCGGAGGGAAGUUUUCACCCGAAUACCUUCUCGACUGUCUCAACAUAAGCUCGGAACACGAGGCACUAGAAUUGGCUGAUCAAGUCGAGGCUUCUAUGUAUACAUGGAGACGAAAAGCAUGUGCAAGCUAUUCCAAAACAUCAUGGGAGAAGGUUAAACAACAUGUGGCCGAGACAGAACGUGUUGACAAGAAUGUUGUACUAGCUGAACGAGCCGACAGUUUGUUGUUUUCCUUAAAGCAACGGUACCCAGAGCUGUCGCAAACGACACUAGACACAAGCAAGAUCCAAUACAACAUGGAUGUGGGACAAGCAAUAUUGGAGAGUUAUUCAAGGGUGUUGGAAGGUUUGGCAUUUAAUAUUGUUGCUUGGAUAGAUGAUGUUUUGUUUGAAGAUAAAUCAAUGAGAAACCAAGAAUCAUAGAGGGGGGUUCAUAAGGUCUUGUGUUGAAGACAACUUCAAUGUAGGCAUUUCUUGCAUUGUUUUUUUGUGCCUUUUAUUUGCCUCAAGUAAAUGGAGUUAACAAAAGUAGAAACUUUAUUAACGGGUUAUAAUUA
Molecule: messenger RNA, 2046 nt
Organism: Helianthus annuus (common sunflower)
Lineage: Eukaryota; Viridiplantae; Streptophyta; Magnoliopsida; Asterales; Asteraceae
Product: rop guanine nucleotide exchange factor 3
Exons: 7
Coding region: 446-1912 (488 amino acids)
Molecular function (GO): guanyl-nucleotide exchange factor activity
Source: RefSeq, a predicted model, not a curated record